AUGGCAAUAACAGUCCAUGGCUCCAGCAUCAGACGAGGCUUUACAAAAUCAGCACCUACAUUAUUACGAACGACCGAGCUGGACGGACCCGCUUUAUCCGGCCUCCAAGUCGACCGUGACCGGCUGUGGGACACAAUCCACUCCACAGCACGCUGGACCGAACCCACAGGCGUUGACCCAAGCGACAUCAAACGGGUCGGGCUCAAGCGCCUCACACUCAGCAAAGAAGACAAAGAGGCGCGCGACUGGUUCGUGAGCACGACCGAGUCACUGGGCUGCAGGACGCACGUCGACCAGAUCGGGAACAUCUUCGCGGUGCGCCCUGGUCUGACCAACGAAGCUCCUGCAACGUUCGCAGGAAGCCAUUUGGAUUCGCAGCCUUCUGGGGGCAGGUUCGAUGGGAUUCUGGGCGUCGCUGCGGGGGUGGAGAUGUUGAGGACGUUGAAUGAAAAUUGGAUCGAGACGGAAGGGCCGGUGGGCGUCGUUAAUUGGACUAACGAGGAGGGCGCGAAGUAUCCCGUCAGCAUGAUGGGGAGUGGUGUCUGGUCUGGACGAGUCGGGCUUCAGAAUGCGUGGGAUCUGAAGAGUGUGAGUCCCACUGGACUGGUCACGACCGUGAAGGAGGAGUUGGAAAAGAUCGGGUAUCUGGGCAGUCUACCGGUUGGUCCUAAGGGCAUGCCCAUCGGGGCGCAUUUUGAACUCCAUAUCGAGCAGGGUCCGAAGUUGGAAGCUGCCCACCAAGCCAUCGGCGUUGUGGAGGGAGUCCAGGCGUACAAAUGGUUCACGGCCACCAUCACGGGACGAGAAUCCCACGCUGGGACGACGGAUUUCGAUCACCGCGCCGACGCCCUCUACUCAGCGUCUCUCUUCAUCGCCACUGUACGAGAAGUCGCGAAGAGCGUCGGUGGUCUGUCCACGGUGGGAAUGCUCAGUCUGUCACCAGGCAGCGUCAACACGGUCCCGGGAGAGGUGAAGCUCAGCCUCGACAUCCGGCACCCUUCGGAUUCCGGACUGGCGCAGAUGCUACAUAUGAUCAACGCCUCGUGCCACCAGAUCGCCAGCCUGACCACCGGUGACGGCAGGAAGAGCCAUCUGACCGAGAUCGGCUUCGAGAUGAAGGAGGAUUUCUCCAGUGCUGGUGUCAAAUUCCACCCCGAUGCCAUCCAGUGUGUGGAGCAGGCUGCUGCGGGCGUACUUGGGGGCAAUCAUGAUUUGGUCGAGCGUAAAGUCCGACGUAUGACCAGUGGUGCCGGCCAUGAUAGUGUUGGCACCAAUAUGCAUUGUCCUACCGCGAUGGUCUUCGUGCCGUGUAAAGAUGGUGUUAGUCACAAUCCUGUGGAGUGGUGUGAGCAGGAGGAUUGUGCUGUGGGUGCGAAUGUGUUGAUGCAUUCGGUGCUGAGGAUGGAUAGGCUGAGGAAGGAAAGGGGAGAUUUUGACUAG
This is a messenger RNA of Exophiala aquamarina CBS 119918, 1440 nucleotides long. RefSeq lists its product as uncharacterized. Lineage: Eukaryota; Fungi; Ascomycota; Eurotiomycetes; Chaetothyriales; Herpotrichiellaceae. The coding region runs from base 1 to 1440 and encodes 479 amino acids. Gene Ontology annotation, molecular function: hydrolase activity, acting on carbon-nitrogen (but not peptide) bonds, in linear amidines. The record is from RefSeq and is a predicted model, not a curated record. The transcript has a single exon.